ACGACCAGGACGAGUUGCUCGACGAGUCGAUGCUGCCUUUGCCCGCCGACUCGCUCUUCCCUCCUUCUCAAUCACCGCCCCCUGACCCCAAGCGCCGACCGACGUCUGGCAAGCGCCGCUCGCUCAGCCACAUCCCGAGGCCCCGAACGCGUUCAUGCUCUUCCGGGCCGACUUUGUGCGUCAGAAACAUGUCCCGGGUUCGAUCGAGACGAGCCAUAUCUCGCUCUCGAAGAUCAUCGGUAACAUCUGGCGGGCCCUUCCUUGGGAGGAGCGCGAGCAGUGGGUGCAGCUCGCUAAGAAGGCAAAGGCGGAGCACAAGCUGCUGUACCCGAACUACAAGUUCAGGCCUGUCCACAACAAGGACAAGAAGAAGGCGCGCGAUGCCAAAAAGAAGCCCUUGCCCGCCCCGGUGGCUGACGACGACGAGCGCCGCACGGGCGUAGUCGCCCAGCUGAUGCUUGGCGGGAAGAAGGGCGAGGAGCUUGCGACCGCUGUGCGCGCAUGGGAGUCGAGGAACACGACUGCGUCGCCGGACAUGUCUUUCGGUACUGAGCAGCUUUACCUCGAUCAGUCCGACAUCCCCUUGUACAACCCUGUACCCCUCUACGCUGGCCACCGCCGCUCGUCUUCUGUGCCCCUCCCUGCAUACAACCAGAUCGCCAUCCCGUCUGUACCGUUCCUCGUGAACGCGUUCGCCGGAGGUUCCCGCGCGCCCUCGCCUGUUAACCAUAUCUCGGGCAUCUCCCGUAACUGGCUUGGUCACCGUCGCGCCUCGAGCGUACAACCGAUACCCUCGCAGCCUUGGGCCUUCUCGAGCGCAGUCUUCGACCACCCGCAGCAGCAGCCUCAAUCGUACUCAAUGCACCAAGACUCGGCGUCGUAUCCCGAACCUGACCACUCGCUUUUCCAAAGUGCCUAUUUGACGCAGGGAUCGAGCGUCCUCUCUGGCCAGGCCCCACAGAAGGACUUUUCGAACUACGCGCCCAACCAUAGCCUCCGGCUCGAAGUCUCCCCGCUCGAGGGCAUCCCACCUCUCUCGACCGACUUCUCUCAGCCGACUGGGCCGUACUCUGCGUCGACCGCAGGCGACCCCUACUCCGCGACGACCUACUCCACCGCGCCCUCGCCCGUCUCUGCCUACGCCGCAGGUGAUUACUCUCAACACUCGCACAUGGGAGAGGGCGUCUGCCCGCUUGAUGGCGCUCCCUGGCCGCAGAGUGGCGCGAGCUCGGCGUUCUCAGGCUCUCCAGCGCUCACGGAUCAUUCGCUCGCGGACGCGGGCGUCGUAGCGCCGCAGCCGCUGCACCCGAGCCAACACGUGCAGGUCGAGAUGGAGGAGUGGUCGCAGAUGGAGGCCGCGCAGGAGGCGCAUCUCUUAGCGGAGGGACACCCGCUGCACUCGUUCGAGCAGAUGGUCUCGUCGAUGGAGGUCGGGCAGCAGGCGCACGCCGCUGACGGGUACGACAUGUUCGCCACGGAGGGCUACGCCGACGCGGCGACUGACGCGUUCCCCGCCUUCGACGAGGUGGGCAUGAACAUGAACAUGGGCAUGACUGGAUUCUAGACGGGUCGCUCUCAUCAACCGCACGCACCCACAUACAGCAAGAAGGAACGGAACUCACGAAUCGCGCUCGCAUCCCAAGGACUGGACUCCAAGCUUCGUACAUACACUGCAAGAGCGCACCCCUGCGCGCCGAGUAUACCACUUGUAUCAUAUCACAUAUGCCCUCCCCUCUGCUGUAGCAACUACGUUUCUCCUCUCGGUCUCUGUCUCCGUCUCCGUAUAUUCGUACGCCUGCUGACUACCUAUUACCCCGUCGCGCGUCACGUCGAGUGUAGCCUAACUGAUGCUUACCGCCUGCUGCUCCUCGACAUCUGUCGCUUGUUUCCAUCGUCGUCGCAUUGCUUUUGCAGCAGCUUGCAUCGCAAUCUGUUCUGUUCUGUAUAUACAUUUGGCUGUCCUUCUUGGUUUACACGUAUCCGGUAUUAAUGCAUCUUGAGGUUAUCAUCAUGGGUCCGUGCGUCGUAUCGGAUACUUGACCUCUAUCCCAG
This is a messenger RNA of Fomitopsis serialis, 2052 nucleotides long. RefSeq lists its product as uncharacterized. Gene Ontology annotation, molecular function: DNA-binding transcription factor activity, RNA polymerase II-specific; RNA polymerase II cis-regulatory region sequence-specific DNA binding. The transcript has 3 exons. NCBI's taxonomy places the organism in Eukaryota, Fungi, Basidiomycota, Agaricomycetes, Polyporales, Fomitopsidaceae. Gene Ontology annotation, biological process: regulation of transcription by RNA polymerase II. The record is from RefSeq and is a predicted model, not a curated record. Gene Ontology annotation, cellular component: nucleus. The coding region runs from base 155 to 1564 and encodes 469 amino acids.